This is a messenger RNA of Hydatigera taeniaeformis, 519 nucleotides long. Lineage: Eukaryota; Metazoa; Platyhelminthes; Cestoda; Cyclophyllidea; Taeniidae. The record is from the annotation of a GenBank genome assembly.
AUGUCAGAUAUCGAUGAGUUGGAUUACACCGAGAGCCAACAGCAAGACUCCAGUUCCUUGCAGUACUCCGUGGAACCGCCAGGAACACCACCAUCUCUUCCCAACUCUCCCGACAUACAUCCUACUCAAGAUAAUCUGGAGCGCAAACACCGUAGAUCAGUCAGUGAGCAACUCUUCUCCGUACCCAACUUCCAUGCAAUCGCAUCUAAGGGCAACAUUCUGGGCCAUCAUCGCAAGCGAAAUACAUUCGACAAAAACGGCGAUGGGGACACCGAUAUGGGAAGCCUUGGGGAAAGGUAUGGCGGAGGGAGUCCAAGCGGUUACAAUACAGGGUGGGAUUAUGGAAACCACUCUGUUCCUGGGGCUUAUUUGAGCGACUUCUCGCCUUUCGAAAGAAGCUGCGAAACCUCAACCAAUCACCACUCUUCUGCGGGCCGACCUUAUGGUGGUACGCAUUUAAAACAAGCGCUGAAGAGAAAGGUCAAGAGGGCUCUUAAUUCAUCCCGAACGGUGGGUUAA